Messenger RNA from Adineta steineri, 768 nucleotides. The record is from the annotation of a GenBank genome assembly. Lineage: Eukaryota; Metazoa; Rotifera; Eurotatoria; Adinetida; Adinetidae.
AUGCAAAAAUCUUAUUUUAUAUGUCAACAAUGGUUUGCUGAAGAAAAAAAUGAUGGACGUAUUAGUAUUGGUAUAACUGUUGAAAUUCUUUCAUUUGUUCCAAGUUUAUUUAUUUACUUUAGUAUAAAAUUAAAUAAAAAGAAACGAUCACGAUUGAUGUUUUCUUGGUGGUGUUUAUUUUUUGCUUAUAGUUUAUCAUUUAUAUCAGUUUUGAUAUCAUCAUUUUUUAUAACUAUUCGUGGUAUUCAAUCUGCUGAAUAUUUAGAUGAUAAUGAUGAUUUUGUUUUAAAUCAUAAUGAAGAAUAUAUACAUUCAAGAGAAUUUUCAUUUACUUAUCAUUCACGAAUUUGUAAUAAUCGUUUAAAUGAAGGUACAUCCGGUUCACAAACGACUCAAUUAAAUUCUCCGAUGUCAUUAGCAAUGGGAGGAAAUUAUUUAUAUAUAGCUGAUUAUGGAAAUAAUCGUAUUAUUCGAUAUGAUACGACAACAAAGACACCUGAUGUUUAUAUUGCAUAUGAUACAACACCAUUACGAAAUACAUAUGUACAUGCACCAAUAUCAAUUCGAUAUCAUGCACCAAUAACUAGUCUUGUUAUUGCUCAACAAUUAGGUUAUAAUGUUGUUCGAUGGACAUUAGGUGGAAAAAAUUGGAAUUUAAUUUGUGGUUCAGUAAGUAGUGAAUUAAAUGGAACAUCUCGAACAUUAUUCAAUAGAAUAUGUUCAGUUGAUGUUGAUAGUCAAACAAAUACAUAUGUCGACACACAAUAA